AUGUCCAAAAUUUCUAAAAUAUUUACUAGUCGUACACUCAAAUCCCCGCACCCGAUACGAUACCCGUAUCCGAGUCCAGGUAACAUAGUUGAAUUGAAUAUCCCGGAAGAAUGGGUUCAUGUUGACGGCGUUGAUGGAUUGAAUGUCCCAGAAGAAGGGCUUGAGGAUAAUGUUGCAAGCGGUAAUGGAUUGAUUGUCCCAGAAGAAGGGGUUCAUGAUAAUGUUGAUGGCGAUGAUGAUAAUGCGGUGCAGGAAAUGGAAGGAGAAGAAGAUGGGCUCGAGGAAAAUCAAGAAAACGCAGUAAAUGAACCGCCGGAAGGGAAUGCUGAUAAAGAACCGAAAGAAACAGGGUAUCUUGAUCGUGAAGAUGAUGAUCGUGGUGAUCAAGGAAAAGGAAUUCGUCAUAAUGGUCCUGAUGAUGAUAUGCUUGAGAAGCAUCUUGAUGAUGAUCUAAAGUACAAUAAUGCCGAACACAAACUUCAAAUUAAACGAUUACUCCUUUCAAUAUUGCUAGAAGUGGAUAAGUCCUGCUCAAGUUUUGGAGGCGGCCAUGAAUUUUUGAAGAAAGAAAUGAAGCAGGCUGUGAAAAUUGUUCCCCCUGAUUGGAUCCGGAACGUGAUUUGUUGGGUUUUACACCUUCCAGGCGACGAUGAAGGUAAUCCACCGGAAAAAUAUAGCUUCCUGGACGCGGGAACUUCGUCUUAUCAAGCCGAGGAUGAAGAUCUUGAAGAAGCUGUCCCUGAAAAUCCAGCCGGGUUACAAGCUUUAGAUGAGGAACAUGGAGAGGUCCAUCACGAUGGAGAGAUCGACAAUGUAGAACAAGGAACAGAGGCAAAUAUUGGAAACGGUACCACAAGGUCCAAUGUGUGCUUGCAAAAAGGCUCGAAGAAGCGGCUGAUCACCCGGCCACAUAAGAUUGGAGUUGGAUGCGCCGUUUGUGGUUUUAUGAAACUUCCUGAAUACAUGGCUCGAGCUACUUGCAAAUGCAGAGGCUAUUUCAUCUGUGUAAAGGAUUGUCUAAUCAAUUUGGCUAUGGCAGAGGCUCAGGAGAACGUCCAAAUUGUUUACCCAGACUGCUCAGCUCACUUGCUUGAAGAGAGGCUUGUACCCAGGUUGCUGCAAUGGUUUGCUACCAGAUCCAGGAAUUGA
Messenger RNA from Oldenlandia corymbosa var. corymbosa, 1149 nucleotides. NCBI's taxonomy places the organism in Eukaryota, Viridiplantae, Streptophyta, Magnoliopsida, Gentianales, Rubiaceae. The record is from the annotation of a GenBank genome assembly.